AUGGCGGCCGGCAUAACGGCAGAAGAUGCCGAGGAGCUCUGCGACCUGUCCAUGUUCCAGGGCCGGCUGUGCGUCGCCGCGUACAAAGUCGACAAGGCCUACCACUCGCCGCACAUGCAGAAGGUGGCGCCCGGCUUCCUCGACGCGCUCCGGCGCUGCAGGAUUCGGCCCCGACAAGGCGAGACGACGGGCGACGAUGCGACCGCGUGGCUCUCCAGCACCUACGAGGACACCGAGAUGCGCGGCGACAUGGACGGCGACCGGGAUCUCGCCGGCCCGUACUGGGUGAACAACCUGCUCCGACCCGUGCGUUUCACCCAGGCCGUCCGGGCUGCGGCUGCUUCUGCACAUGGACCGUUCGACUUCGCCAUCGAGGUCGGCCCCCAUGUAGCACUGAAGGGACCCGUCCUGGAGACGCUUCGGGAGAUCGCCAACGGAGACGGGGAGGCGGUGCCGUAG
This is a messenger RNA of Gaeumannomyces tritici R3-111a-1, 459 nucleotides long. RefSeq lists its product as hypothetical. The coding region runs from base 1 to 459 and encodes 152 amino acids. Lineage: Eukaryota; Fungi; Ascomycota; Sordariomycetes; Magnaporthales; Magnaporthaceae. Gene Ontology annotation, biological process: fatty acid biosynthetic process; secondary metabolite biosynthetic process. Gene Ontology annotation, molecular function: fatty acid synthase activity. The record is from RefSeq and is a predicted model, not a curated record. The transcript has a single exon.